Guillardia theta CCMP2712 is the source of this 920-nucleotide messenger RNA. RefSeq lists its product as hypothetical. Gene Ontology annotation, molecular function: protein binding. The transcript is spliced from 7 exons. The record is from RefSeq and is a predicted model, not a curated record. NCBI's taxonomy places the organism in Eukaryota, Cryptophyceae, Pyrenomonadales, Geminigeraceae. The annotation marks the transcript as partial.
AGAUGGAACCAAGUGGAUUGGAAGCGCAGGAUGAUUCUGAGGUGGACAUCUAUUUGGCCAGCGAGGACGAGCUUGGAUCGUUCAUGGCAGAGCACGACGAAACUCUGUCAGUGUGCGACGACUUUGAACCGCUCAGGAUAGCGGGCGAGAAGAUCUCCAUGGCGUUCGCAGACGAGCCCUCAAGAAUGUACGGGGAGCUCUUGAGACUGUGCAAAGAAGUGGUCAAGGCACUGCACGAGACGAACCACCAUGAGAUGUCCGAUGCCUUCAAGAUGCUGAAGAUGAUCGCGGCUGAUGCGGUCCAGAGAGCAGAGCAGCAUCUGCCGCCACCUUUGCAAGAGGAGGAAGCAGCUGCCGAUCCAGCAGCCUCAGAAAGUCCUGAAUUGAGGACGAGCAUGCAGCGAGAGCUCAAACCUGGCUCAAGGCGCCCAAGACCCCAGGCUCCUCAAGCGGGGGGCAGACCGACGGGCUUGUUCGCGAAUCUGUUCUCGGGGUUCGGGUGGAAGCAGUCCAUCCAUGGGGGAAGGAUAGGUGUGCGGAAGGUGUCUCCGAACCCCGUUCUGUGCGAUCAGCUCUGUUCUAACGGGUUCUCUCGCGCCGAUGUGCUCAAGGUGCUGGUCCGUGUGCAGAAUGAUGCUACGAAGGCACUUGAGAUCCUCACGGGCAUGUACUCGACCUCCAGUGUGGACGAGGAGCUCGUGUCACAGAUGGAAAAGCUGGGGUUUGGAAGGGAAGACGUGGCUUUGGCACUGAAAGAGACGCAGAACGAGGAAGUGCUGGCGUUGGAGAUUCUCACUGACAGGGACAGGAUUGCUGCUCUGCGCGCUAAGGAGGAGCAAAGGCGCAAGUUAGAGUUGUUCGACGAGGAUGAGUUCGAGUUUGUGAACCUCGAUACUGAUGCAGACUGUAAAAGAUCGUGA